Molecule: messenger RNA, 1360 nt
Organism: Carya illinoinensis
Lineage: Eukaryota; Viridiplantae; Streptophyta; Magnoliopsida; Fagales; Juglandaceae
Exons: 2
Coding region: 514-1074 (186 amino acids)
Source: RefSeq, a predicted model, not a curated record
UCGCCUGGGUCAUCCCUCACUUUCUCUUUUGAAGUGUCAAAUUAGGAACUUGGGAAGUGUCUCCCUUUUUUUGUGAAGCGUGUCAACUUAGUAAACACCAUCGUGUGUCUUUUGUUCCUCGUAUUGAUAAACGAGCAUCGAGUCCUUUUGAAUCGGUUCACUCUGAUAUAUGGGGACCAAUCAACAUUGAAUCAAACAAGUUUCAAUAUUUUGUUACAUUUGUUGAUGACUACUCUCGUGUGACAUGGUUGUUUUUUAUGAAGGCCAGAUCUGAACUUCUUUCCAUAUUUUAAGUGUUCUGGAAACAAAUUAAAACUCAAUUUAACAAAAAGGUUCAGAUUUUGUGUUCUAAUAAUGCUAGAGAAUAUCUAUCUAGUGCCUUUGCUACUUACCUAAGUGACAAAGGAAUUGUUCAUCAAACAUCAUGUUCGUAUACACCCCAACAAAAUGGGGUGGCUGAACGCAAAAACCGGCAUUUGUUAGAUGUAACCUGAGCACUAUUGCUACAUAUGCAUGUUCCUAAACGGUUUUGGAGUGAUGGUGUUCUUAGUGCUUGUCAUCUUAUUAAUCGUAUGCCUUCAUCAGUUCUUAAUGGUUCAUCUCCCUUCUUCGUCUUGUUUCCAUCAUCUUCACCUUUUUCUCUUCCUCCAAAAAUCUUUGGAUGUGUUUGCUUUGUUCAUAACCUUGGUCCAGGCUUUGAUAAACUUGACCCCCAUUCUACCAAGUCUCUUUGUUGGUUAUUCCCGAACUCAAAAAGGAUAUCACUGCUAUAGUCCUGCUCUUAGACGCUAUUUCACGAGUGCUGAUGUUACCUUCUUUGAGUUUAUACCUUUUUUUUCAAAUACAUUUUCAAGUGUUGAGUGUGAUCCUCUACCAUUACCUACUCUGACAUUAUCUCCCUCACAAUCACCCAACCUUACCCAACCUUCCCCAGUUCCUUUAAAGGUUUACUCACGUCGUUUGCGGUUGCCAGCUCCCAUGCCCCAACCAGUCGUGCCUCCAUCUUCAGAUCCUGAGUUGCCCAGUACUUCGGACUCUCUACCUAUUGCUCUUCGCAAAGGAUGCAUUAUCUGAUCCGGGAUGGAAGACAGCUAUGGAAAAUGAAAUGGAUGCUCUUCAUCAUAAUGGCACAUGGGAUCUUGUUCCAUUACCACCUAGUAAACAACUUGUUGGCUGUAAAUGGGUAUACACUAUCAAAUUUCAUCCUAAUGGUUCUGUAGAACGUCUAAAAGCCCGCUUGGUUGCAAAGGGCUACACUCAAACCUAUGGCAUUGACUACGAAGAGACAUUCUGUCCAAUUGCCAAAAUAUCUUCUGUUCGAGUGCUAAUCUCUCUUGCUGCUAAUUUAGACUGUCCCUUA